ACAACUCUCUCUCUCCACCCGCAUUCCCAACACUUACCCUUACACCCUUCAUACAUACAAACAACAACCACCUUUACAACCUUCAAACCCUCUCACAAAACCACACAAAAUGCCUCGUCAACGCCGUGGUGCCGCCCCUACUCCCGCGCGCAGCGCUCCCACCCGCCCUACCGCUGCUCCCGCCAGACCUGCUGCCGCCCCUUCCUACGGGCAGCAACAGCCUCACUCCACCGCUGCCGUCGGCUCCUCCAUCGGCCAUGCCAUCGGCGGAAUGUUCUUCGGCGGUGGUGGCGGCUCCAGUGCCCCCGCUGAGGCUCCCCAGCAGGCUGCGCCGGCUCCGGCUCAGGCCAUGGACAACGGUCUCUGGGCUGGAAACGCUACCAACAGCUCUUGGGAGGCGCCGGCUUGUGCUACGGAUGCGCAAAACUUCCGCAAGUGCAUGGAUGAGAACAAGGGUGAUUUGACGAUUUGUGGGUGGUACUUGGAUCAGUUGGUACGUUUUCCUUCUUCCCUUCUGUCUUUCUUUCUUUCUUGGUGGGAGAGACGUAUUGGGUGAUUGUGGAUGAUUGCUAAUGGCUAUUGUUUGUGUGUGUGUAGAAAGCUUGCCAGGCUGCUGCUAAGCAGUACUAGAGUGGUUUUUUGGUGAUUGAUGGAUGGUGGACGAGAUGAAUGAUUUUUUAUGGAUGGGCAUAUAUGCAUAGUGGUGGAUUAGCCCGUUAUUCUCUCUUAUUUUAUU
Molecule: messenger RNA, 736 nt
Organism: Aspergillus welwitschiae
Lineage: Eukaryota; Fungi; Ascomycota; Eurotiomycetes; Eurotiales; Aspergillaceae
Exons: 2
Coding region: 110-556 (148 amino acids)
Biological process (GO): mitochondrion organization
Cellular component (GO): mitochondrion; nucleus
Source: RefSeq, a predicted model, not a curated record